AAAAUAAUGGGGCCAAAAAAGGGUGGGAAAUUGUGUUUCUGGCUUUUAUUUUUUAAAAAUAAUCGACACAGAGCGAGAGAGACUGGUUGGUAGCUAUCGUUGUGGUUUGUUUCGUUUCGCUUGGUCGCCCCUUUCUUCUUUAAGUUAUUGAUAAGUACGGGAAUUUUGGUUUAUGGCGACAGCCGGUGAUGAUGACGGCGAUGCGGUGCUGAGUGACGUGGAAGGUGAGAUCGAUGUGAGAGAUUCAUCUGAAGAGGAGGUUUCCGUCGAGAGAUAUAGGGAAGUGCUUGCAGAGUUAAAUCGCGAGAGGCAAGCGCGACAAGCGGCGGAAAAUUCGACGUCUGAAUUGAGUGAGAAAUUCAAUAGGUUGAAGGCCCUAGCACACGAGUCAAUCAAGAGGCGAGAUGAGUAUGCGAGACAGAGAGACGAAGCAUUGCGUGAGAAGGAAGAGGUUACCAGAUUGAAUGAGAAGUUGUCAACGGAAGUUUCCGAAGCUAAUAAUGCCAAAGAUGAGAUUUUGAAGCAGUUAGAUGAAAUGACGAAAGCAAGAGAUGGAUUAAAAUCGGAAAUUGAGAAUUCUGCUCACAUGUUAGUGACAGGAAUUGAUAAAAUAUCAGGUAAAGUUAGUAAUUUUAAGAAUUUCUCGGCCAAUGGAUUGCCCAGGUCACAGAAAUAUACUGGCUUGCCAGCAGUUGCUUAUGGGAUCAUAAAGAAAACGAACGAGAUUGUAGAAGAGCUUGUUAAACAAAUUGAUUCAACUGCAAAGUCCAGGAAUGACGUGAGAGAGCAGAUGGAGCAGAGAAAUUUUGAGAUUGCCAUUGAGGUUUCGGAGCUUGAAGCCACCAUUAGUGGAUUGAGAGAGGAGGUUGCAAAGAAAAGCAAUAUUAUUGAGGGUUUGGAGAAGACUGUGAAAGAAAAAGAUGAGAAGAUUGCUGAGCUAGAAAAUCAAGGUUUGGAGCUGAGGCAGUUAGUGGGUGAGUAUGAUGAUAAGCUGAGGAAUAUUGAAACUAAAAUGGAAUCUCAGAGGCCUUUGUUGGUUGAUCAGUUGAAUUAUGUAUCCAAAAUUCAUGACCAAGCUUAUAAUGUGAUUAAGUUUGUUGAUGAUGGUAAUAUGGAUCAAUUUGAGCUGUCUGAGUCAUUAUUUCUACCACAGGAAACUGAUAUGGAAGAGAACAUACGUGCUACGUUGGCAGGAAUGGAGUCUAUAUAUCAGUUAAUGAGAAUAGUGGGUCAGAAGACAAGGGAUUUGGUAGAGGAGAAGAAUCGUGAGUUGAAGAAUUUGAAUGAAACAGUAGGCCAAUUGGUUAAGGAAAAAGAACAUAUUGGUUCAUUGCUCAGGAGUGCUUUGUCAAAGAGGAUCACAGUAGAUACAUCUUCAAAAACAAAUGAGUUGUUUCAGGUAGCAGAGAAUGGUUUAAGAGAAUCUGGGAUAGAUUUUAAGUUCGGUAAGCUUCUAGACAGGAAGGUUCCAGCUUCUCCUAGUGAAGCUGUUAUGGAGACUGAGGAGGAUGAAAUAUACACUUUGGCUGGUGCUUUGGAGAAUAUUGUGAAGGAAUCUCAACUGGAGAUCAUUGGGCUACAGCAUUCAGUGGAAGAAUUAAGGGCAGAGUCAAACUUACUUAAAGAACAUGUGGAGUUUCAAGCCAAGGAGCUCAGCCAUAGAAUGCAACAAAUAGAGGAACUCAAAGAUAAGGAAAAAGUGGCAAAUGAAAAUGUUGAGGGGCUUAUGCUGGACAUUGCUGCUGCUGAAGAAGAGAUUACCAGAUGGAAAGCAGCAGCUGAGCAAGAGGCUGAUGCAGGCAAAGGUGUGGAACAAGAGUUUGUGUCACAGUUGUCAGGACUUAAACAAGAACUAGAAGAGAUGAAACAGGCUUUGUUGGAAUCAGAGAAGAAGCUGAAAUUCAAAGAAGAAACAGCUGCUGCUGCUAUGGCAGCAAGAGAUGCGGCUGAGAAAUCACUGAGGUUGGCAGAUAUGAGAGCAUCCAGGCUGAGGGAAAGAGUUGAGGAGCUGAGCCGUCAGCUUGAAGAAUAUGAAACAAUGGAAGACUCGAGAGGCCGAAAUAGACCUAGAUAUGUGUGCUGGCCAUGGCAAUGGCUUGGUAUGGACUUUGUGGGCAUCCGCAAACCUGAUUCACAACAACAGACCUCGAAUGAAAUGGAGCUCUCUGAACCCCUUGUCUGAAUAUAAGUGUUUCCUUUUCUCUUUCCUUGUUACUGUAUUUAUCUUAAACUCAAAUUGUUACAAAAAUGAAAAAAAAAAAAAUAUGGUAGCUUCUAGCACAACUUCAUUCUUCAAGGCUCCCUAAGUUGGAAGUAAUUUUUCUUGUUAUCAUGACUAAUUUCUUAAUAUCUCUUAUCACGAUUUGGUUUGCAAUAAAAGAUCAGCAAAGUUUCUGCCUGA
Messenger RNA from Mangifera indica (mango), 2401 nucleotides. Its product is annotated as paramyosin-like. Bases 173 to 2182 code for a protein of 669 amino acids. The transcript has 6 exons. Lineage: Eukaryota; Viridiplantae; Streptophyta; Magnoliopsida; Sapindales; Anacardiaceae. The record is from RefSeq and is a predicted model, not a curated record.